This is a messenger RNA of Salvia hispanica, 949 nucleotides long. RefSeq names its product SNARE-associated protein-like protein. NCBI's taxonomy places the organism in Eukaryota, Viridiplantae, Streptophyta, Magnoliopsida, Lamiales, Lamiaceae. Gene Ontology annotation, biological process: lysosome localization; endosome to lysosome transport; regulation of synaptic vesicle exocytosis. Gene Ontology annotation, molecular function: SNARE binding. The record is from RefSeq and is a predicted model, not a curated record. Gene Ontology annotation, cellular component: BLOC-1 complex; BORC complex; synaptic vesicle.
GGAGGGACAAAAUAUUUCCAAGGCAAAAUCAUCUUCAUCCCAGCCUGCACGUAUUCAGCAUAUUCCCCUAAAUUUCAAAACCCUAGCUAGGAUGCUUUAAAAUUAUUGUCAACAUUGGAGUGAUGCAGCUGAGGUUUAGGGUUCAAUCGCAUUGAUCAGAUAAAUUUCCUCCUAUUCUAUAAAGUAAAGGAAAAAGUAUUAAUUGAGCCAUCCAUUUACGAGGCCAGAGUUGAAUCUGCAAAUUACACUUGGCGAUUUGGCAAUUCCAAUCAUGGCGGACGAGAAUUCAGAUAAUCGGCAGCAAGAAGAUUCUGCCGUCGGAGAUGGCGGUGAUAAAUGCGGUAAUGUCGACGACACUAACACUGCAAGUAGCUCAAAUUCAGCAAUGGCAGAUGGUUUGUCUCGGUUGAUUUCAUCUGUCAUGACUGCCUUCGAUUCCCGAGCUGAAGCCACUGGCCGGAGCCAAGAUCAACUCGCCUUCGCACUCGAUCGUCUCACCGGAGAGCUUGACAAAUUGCUAGAGGAUGCUCCAUCACCGUUUAUUAUGCAGCACGCAGCUAGGAUUUCUGGUGUUAGGAAAAGGGUUAAAUCAUUGAAUAGUGUUUUGAAGUCCAUUCAAAGGAGAAUUGACAAUAUGGAUCGGAUGCUGUCCGCUGGAUUAGCUCAUGGUGCAGAAACAAUGGCGGGUGAAAGCAGUGAGCAGCAGCAUGCUCAAUAAGGCAUCACUUGAAAGCAGUGGCAGGAAUUUACAUCUCACUUCUUGUAGUUUAGUUAUUGAUGGAAACAACCAAUUGAGAAACUAGAAUACAUGCUGAUGACUGCUGCCUAUGAGCAAUCGUUUUAAUCUCUUUUGGGGAUAUUUUUUUGUUGGUUUGCCUAAGUAUUUUUUAUUUCAUCUUGUACGGUGCCACACUCAUAAAGUUACUAAUUCGAUAUGGUUGUUCAACAA